AUGGGCGGCUCACGCAUUAUGUCGCACGGCCGCGGCGGCGCCGGCAACAUCUAUUCCACCCCGGAGUCGCAGACCACCACCCCGCGCGAUCUCGUCACCCCGACCAUCAAGCAGGAGGUCUUCACCACCGGCCGCGGCGGCUCCGGCAACAUGAUGCACAAUGACCCGGAGCAUCCCGAGCUGGCGCGCGAAAGCCAGGACGUCGAGACGCCGCCGUUGCGCGUGGAGGAGGCGCCGCAUCAUAUCGGACGGGGCGGCGCAGCAAACACCUACACCCCCACCCCCGAAGAGGAAAAGAUGAUCCGCGAACAGGAGGAGGCACAGCUGCGCCGCGUGCGCACGGCGUCCAAGGAUCGGCGCAAGGAUCUCGAGCAGGGCAGCGGUGCUGAGAGUGGCAGCGAGGGCCCGGCGCGCUCCUCGACCAGCUGA
Molecule: messenger RNA, 429 nt
Organism: Aspergillus terreus NIH2624
Lineage: Eukaryota; Fungi; Ascomycota; Eurotiomycetes; Eurotiales; Aspergillaceae
Product: DUF3602 domain-containing protein
Exons: 2
Coding region: 1-429 (142 amino acids)
Source: RefSeq, a predicted model, not a curated record